Molecule: messenger RNA, 1141 nt
Organism: Cimex lectularius (bed bug)
Lineage: Eukaryota; Metazoa; Arthropoda; Insecta; Hemiptera; Cimicidae
Exons: 6
Coding region: 260-967 (235 amino acids)
Source: RefSeq, a predicted model, not a curated record
AAGAACCUAUUGUACUAGUCUAGAAUCUAGUUGAGCGCCACCAAUUAAAUUUCGAUUGUUGUUUCGCGCCAUUUUGUAUAUCUUUUAUCUAUUGUUGACUGUUGCCGUAGGACGUAGGUACUUGGCAUUUGCUAGUUGCGACUUCUUGUAGGCUGUUGAAAGAUCGUUUUUUUUGUUUUUUGUUCAACUGUCACAUUACAACAAAGAAGCUCAGUAUAAAUUUGAUACGGUGGGUGCGUAAAAUAAUCGUUUAGCAACAAUGUCAACAAGUGUUAUAUCGAGAAAAGGGCAAAAUUUGGUUAUGGGUGACAUCCUGCCAAGAGUACUUAGCAUCCUUUCAGUACUCGAAGAGGAUGAGCAAAAAAUGGCAGUCUCCACUGGUGAGGUACAAAAUAUUGACCCCCUGUCCGUCCGAAUACAACGUAAAGAGAACAUCAAAGCACUACAGCGAUUACUUGGAGAUGUUGAUUUACCCGAUUUAUCUGAAGUGGAAGUCGAUCCUCUCUACACGUUGAGCACACUACUCGAAAAAUUUCAGAGGGAAGUCGUUCAACUUCAACAGCUUUACAGCCAUGAGAAAAACAAUUUAAAAAAUAUCUCAGACAGCAUUUCAAUGUAUACGACUAGAAAUGACUAUUUGAAAACUAUAGCCCAAGGUAUGACCGAUUCUAGCACUCAUAAAGAUCAAGUUGAGGCGUCUAACACUGGCGAUCUCAAGCAGCUAUUUCCAAUGCUAAAGAACGAUCUGGACACUGUCCUCAAUACAUGUUACCCAUUAAUAAAAACUGACAUUAAAAAUUUCCUUUCUAAAUUAGAAAGUGCAGAGAGGUCAGAUGAUGAAGAAGACUGGUGGCAAGAACCUAGUAGUGAUGUGGAUGUUAGUGCUAUUUGUGUUCUUAUCGAAGCAAAAAUCAUUAUUCAACAUCCUGAAAAGAAAACGUUCUUCCGGCUUGCAACACUUGACUAAUUUGAAUUUUUUAAGCUAACAAAAUUAAUCAAACAAUAAAAUUAAUUAUUUUAUUAAAUGAAAAUGUAUUUGAAGAAAUUGGAUGAAAGUUAUAGUAAACCUUCUUGAUUUAAAUACUUAAUAAGACUUUUCUUAUUCUACAAACUACUGCAAUAAAACGAUUUUAUUAUUGUA